AUGGCACUCCUGAAGUUCCUCUUCCUAGGCCUGCUGCCGUUCCUGUGCCUACCCGCCCCCUCCCUCUCAAGGCCGUCGCGAUUCGAUAACCUGGGAUCGAGGGGCAAGCCGACGGGCGCGCACCGCGCGUCCGAGAGCGGAAGGCACAUCAGAGCGACGCUGCAGUCUCGCAAGGUGAACAACGUCACCGGCGGCGCGGUGUCCCUGUACUACAACAAGACGCGCGAGAAGGCCUCGCCCCGGUCGCCGCGGGAGCCGUUGGCCAGUUACGGCGCUGGGAUCGUGUAUAUGCUAGAACUCGCUCUCGGAACACCCGGCCAGAUAGUCUCGGCUAUCCUCGACACCGGGUCGUACGCGCUGCUCGUGGAUCCGAACUGCGACCAGGCGGCGGACCCAAAAGCUUGUCGGACGUACGGGUACUAUGACACCAAACAGUCGUCUACGGCCAGAAAUCUCAACGGUUGGUUUUCGGGCCAGUUCGGCACUGGGUAUAUGGAAGGGGUGUGGUUUAGCGACACAGCGUAUGUUGGGCUAGAUAACUUACCGCUUCCUAAUCUAAGAGUUGGGGUGAGCAAGUGGAGCGAGUAUAUCUGGGCCGGGGUGUUGGGUGUUUCGUAUGGCAAGGCCUGGAAUACUGGAUACCAAACCCUCCUGGAUCUCCUUGUCACGCAGAGCUAUAUCGAGGUGCCGAUUUUCGGCUUAGGUGUUGGAUACCAAGGUGGUGGGAGUCCAAGCGACAUAAUCUUCGGGGGGGUGGACAGAAAGAAAUUUCGGGGAUACCUGGAGCCAUUGGAAGUCUACCCGUACCCGGAUCAGCAGCUGAAGCUAUUUGGCCAAGUAGGCUAUCGGGUGAACCUAACAUCCUUAGGAGUGACCCCUCCCGGACGGAACGAAACAAUAUUAACAGACACCGAUUUCGAGCACAACGUGCUGAUCGACUCCGGGUCGACAUAUACGUAUCUCGGCGCAAACAUAGUCGCUACGAUCGCAAGCGCCCUGAAUGCGUAUAUAGACGAGAACGGGGUCUAUCGCGUAUCAUGCGACACCCGCAAUCUGGACGGCUCCGUGAACUUCGGGUUCAACUUCUAUAAUAUCAUCGUCAGGGUCAACUAUGCCGACUUUAUCGUCGACUUCGAGAGUUACUGCGCCCUCGGGGUCCAGCCUACGGAUAGCAAGAACCCGACGUGGGUGCUGGGGACGAGUUUUAUUCGAGCUGCAUAUCUUGUAUUCGAUCAGCUGAACGAUGCCGUCUGGAUUGCGCAAUACUUCCCGUGCGGCGAGAGCGAGAUCGCAGAUCUAACCAAGGACGCUGGUAGACAGCUGUGGUUAGAGGUCACGGGCUUGUGUUAA
Daldinia caldariorum is the source of this 1350-nucleotide messenger RNA. Its product is annotated as acid protease. Lineage: Eukaryota; Fungi; Ascomycota; Sordariomycetes; Xylariales; Hypoxylaceae. Gene Ontology annotation, molecular function: aspartic-type endopeptidase activity. The transcript is spliced from 6 exons. The record is from RefSeq and is a predicted model, not a curated record. Bases 1 to 1350 code for a protein of 449 amino acids. Gene Ontology annotation, biological process: proteolysis.